This is a messenger RNA of Eutrema salsugineum, 2851 nucleotides long. RefSeq names its product pentatricopeptide repeat-containing protein At2g41080. The coding region runs from base 304 to 2256 and encodes 650 amino acids. Lineage: Eukaryota; Viridiplantae; Streptophyta; Magnoliopsida; Brassicales; Brassicaceae. Gene Ontology annotation, biological process: RNA modification. Gene Ontology annotation, molecular function: protein binding; RNA binding; zinc ion binding. The transcript has 2 exons. The record is from RefSeq and is a predicted model, not a curated record.
UUGAGUAUAAACACUAGUUCAUGUAUGAAUUCCGAUUUGUUGAGCACAGCUUCAAACUUUUGAGUAUAAACACUAGUUCAUGUAUGAAUUCAACAACAUUACCUUUAAGAAAAGAAUGAAACUUUGUGUCACACGUUUUGAGCUGUUUCUCCAAAUAAAGUAUCGGGCUUUUGAUUACGGCCCAACCAAAUCGAGCACACAAAGAGAGAAAACUCUCGCUUCCUUUUCGUUUUCCUUUUUCCGGUGAAAUCCCCGGCUUUUCAAUAGUGAUAUCGUUCGUCUCUUUCCAGUUUUUGUUCUCUGAUGCUAUACCAAGCUUCCUCCGUUGUUCGCUCACUAUCAGCAGAUCCUGCGUCCGCCAUAGCCAGUUUGUGCUCAAAGGGAAACCUCCGAGAAGCUUUCCAGAGAUUCCGAUUCAACAUUUUCACAGACACUUCUCUCUUCACCCACUUCAUCAAAUCAUGCGCCACCACAAAAUCUCUCCCCUCUGGGAAGCAGCUCCAUUGCCUCCUCGUCGUCUCCGGAUUCUCUUCCGACAAGUUCAUAUGCAACCACCUCAUGAGCAUGUACUCCAAGCUCAAGGAUUUUCCUUCCGCCGUCGCAUUGUAUAGGCUCAUGCCUAAGAAGAAUUUCAUGUCAUCUAACAUACUAAUCAACGGGUAUGUCUGUGCCGGUGAUCUGACAAGUGCCCUGAAGGUGUUCGGCGAAAUGACUGAUAAAAAGCUCACAACUUGGAAUGCAAUGAUCUCUGGAUUGAUCCAGUUUGAGCACAACGAAGAGGGUUUGAGUCUGUUUAGAGAUAUGCACGCGUUGGGGUUUUCGCCUGACGAAUACACACUUGGUAGUGUUUUUAGCGGAUGUGCUGGGUUGCGAUCGCUGUCCAUAGGGCAGCAGAUUCAUGGCUACACGAUCAAGUAUGGGCUUGAGUUAGAUUCAGUAGUUAACAAUUCGGUAGCUCAUAUGUAUAUGAGAAGUGGGAUAUUGCAGGAUGGCGAAAAUGUCAUUAGAUUAAUGCCUGUUCGUAAUCUGGUUGCGUGGAAUAUACUCAUCGCCGGGAACGCUCAAAACGGAUGUCCUGAAAUCGUGCUUUUUCAGUAUAAGAAGAUGAAAAUCGAAGGUUUUAGGCCGAAUCAAAUCACUUUUGUAACUGUGCUCAGUUCUUGUUCUGAUUUAGCAAUAAGAGGUCAAGGUCAGCAGAUUCAUGCGGAAGCUAUUAAGAUCGGGGCUAGCUCUGUAGUAGCUGUGGUUAGUUCAUUGAUCAGCAUGUAUUCAAAAUGUGGCUGUCUUGAAGAUGCAGCUAAAGCUUUCUCGGAACGUGAAGAUGAAGAUGAAGUGAUGUGGAGCUCGAUGAUUUCUGCUUAUGGGUUUCAUGGACAAGGCGGUGAGGCAGUCAAGCUGUUUGAUACUAUGGUAGAGAAAACCGAUAUGGAGAUAAACGAGGUUGCGUUUCUAAAUCUGCUUUACGCGUGCAGCCAUUCUGGUUUAAAAGACAAAGGGCUCGAGUUGUUUGACAUGAUGGUGGAAAAAUAUGGAUUCAAGCCAGGUUUAAAGCACUACACUUGUGUGGUGGACUUGCUCGGUCGAGCAGGAAGUUUGGAUCAAGCCGAGGCCAAAAUAAGGUCUAUGCCAAUAAAACCAGACACCGUCUUAUGGAAAACAUUGUUGUCUGCUUGUAACAUACACAAAAACGCAGAAGUGGCACAGAGAGCCUUUAAAGAAAUUCUUCAGAUUGACCCUAAUGACUCUACUUGUUACGUCCUGCUUGCAAACGUUCACGCCUCGGCUAAGAGAUGGAACGAUGUCUCAGAGGUGAGAAGAUCAAUGAGAGAUAAGAAUGUGAAGAAAGAACCGGGAAUCAGCUGGUUUGAACACAAAGGUGAAUUGCAUCAGUUUAAGAUGGGAGAUCGUUCUCAAUCUAAAUCAAAAGAGAUCUAUUCAUAUCUGAAAGAGCUGACUUUGGAGAUGAAGUUGAAGGGAUACAAGCCUGAUACAGCUUCAGUGCUGCAUGAUAUGGAUGAGGAGGAGAAAGAAUCAGACUUGGCGCAGCACAGCGAAAAGCUAGCGGUUGCAUUUGCGCUCAUGAUAUUACCCGAAGGUGUACCCAUUAGAAUAAUCAAGAACUUGCGGGUUUGCAGCGAUUGCCAUGUUGCUUUCAAGUAUAUAUCUUUGAUUAAAAACCGAGAGAUCACGUUAAGAGAUGGUAGUAGAUUCCAUCAUUUCAUUAACGGGAAGUGUUCUUGCGCCGAUUAUUGGUAAACUGGGAAUUGCAUUAGGAAAAGGCUGUGAUGGUUUUAAGUCACAGCACUCAGAUUCUUUACACUGUGGAUUAGGCUUGUGGUAAUGAACCUUGAGAUCGUGCCUGGCUGUGUUGUUAGUUGUUUUUGAGUUGGGCACAGGAAGUGCCGAAGUGGUUCGCUGUCAACUGCACUUGCUCGAGCCAUGUCUCCAACUGGUCAUGUCUACUCCUCCUGCAUGCAACUGGUACACGCGUGCGUUACUCUCAGAUCAGAUUUCAUAUGUAAAAGAUGAGGACGUUGGAGGUAAUUGUCCCUCAGAACAUAGGAAUUGAAAGAAGUGAGAAUAGAUUGUAGACUUUGUAGGAGCCACGACGAUGACGAUGUAGAACUGAGACCUUGCAAGAAAAGACACCGUUCAUAUGAAGACGACACCGUAUCACAGGACAGCUCUUGUACCAUUGCCACUUUCACUCCAAUUGUCAUGGCUAGGCCUGUUUGCGAAGCAAGAGGUUACACUGGCUACGUGACGUUUUACUUUUGCAAGACUCGAAUGCCUUUCUUAGUCUAAAUUCAUUGUAUAAUUUUCAUCCAAACACAAGUGGGUAAAAGUUCCU